UCGGGUCGGAACGGGUUUCGGGUCAAACGGUUCAUUAAAAAAUAUGUAUGUGUGCAAGUGUGUUGGUUCAUAUCUGAUUUAAUAUAAGAAAAUUGAAAUAAAAUUUAACAUAAAAUACGAAAAGAUUAGCAUUUCUAAGUAACCAAAAAGUCAAAAAAGCUAAAUUCAUUGAGAGAAGCAAGUUGUAUGGUUACAUACUUGCCACGUAUAUUUCUAAUAGUCUUUAUCACACAUCCUAUCCUAUAUUUUCAAUUACCCUCAUUUUUCUCUACUCAGACUCCUUCUUAACAAUCUCUGUGACUCACAAACAACUUGUGUGAAGAACCAAAAAAUACUGUGAGAAUCCUUUUUAUAUGUUAAUUUUUGUUGGCGAUUCGUUCAAAAAAAUGUGAGAAUCGAUUUUGUGACUUUUUUGCCUCAUCAAAAUUAAAGGCGGUGGACGACGGCGGUGAACGAAGGUGAUGGACGGUGGCAAAUGGACGACAGCGGUAGAUAAAGGCUGCGGGGUCGACGACUAAGGCGUAGAUGAAGGAGGCUUAGUAUACACGUGGACACGACAAUAAUUCAGACGGAGCCAAUACCACUUACAGACAACAGACAGGUUUUAUCGGAUUAACUUUGGAGUUUUGUUAGACAAGAAAUGGGACUGCCGACUAGGCAGCAAUAUCGAAACAAAAUAGUUUUCGGUAUACCUAUUUCGGCACCAUAUCAGAAAGAGUAUAAAUCUAAUUUGAAUCAUCCAUGGAGGCAGCCACUAUCACUUACAGACGACAGACAGAGAUUCAGGCUUCAAGAGAUAUUAGUUGCCACCAACGAUUUUUCUGAUGAAAAUCUCAUUACGGAAGGUGCACUAGGAAAGGUGUACAAAGGUAAACUCUUCUGGAAUGAGAAUUGGAAGAAUUUUAUGGUACGGAAGUUAGAUUGUAGGUAUGGGCAAGGAGACGAGUUGCAGACUGAGUUUUCAAUGGUCAAGAGUCUCAAACAUAAAAAUAUCAUUUCAAUAUUGGGGUACAAUGAUGAGAGUAAUGAAAAGAUCAUCGUUUACGAGCAAGCAGUUCACGGAACUCUUGACCAACAUCUAACUGAUCCAAGUCUCACAUGGCUUCAAAGACUUAAAAUAUGUUUAGGUGUAGCACGUGCACUGAGUUACAUCCAUUAUGAUAUCAUACAUUGCGACAUCAAUAGCUCUAAAAUAUUUUUAGAUGAAGAUUGGGAACCCAAGAUAUAUGGUUUUGAACUUUCCACAAAAUAUCCUCAAAGUUGGAAGCAUCGUCUUCUCUACUCUCACUAUUUCAACACCGAUAAUUAUAUGACACCUGAAUAUGACGUUUACUCAUUUGGUGUGUUGUUGCUUGAAGUCCUUUGUGGGAGGAAACCAAUGAUUACAAAUGAUGUUAUUAAGGAAGUGAUAGAUGAGUUCAUUGAUCCUCAUUUAAGGAAACAAGCUAACGCACAAUCGUUGGCACUCUUCAAACACAUAACUGAUAAUUGCUUGAAUCGACAACUUGUGCAUCGUCCAACUAUGGAUAAGAUUGUUAAGGAACUUGAGGAUGUGUUGGAACUUCAACAAAACUCAAUCGCUCCACAUGAAGAUACAACAUUCAACAACUUGAAGGUGGAUUUUUUGAAGAUCCCACUAAUCGAAAUAAAGCGAGCCACAAAUUAUUUCCAUGACGACUACUCUAUUGGCUCUGGCGGGUAUGGUACAGUGUACAAAGCUGAACUUGAUGUUUUAGAUAUUCAAAGUUUGUCAUCUAUGGAAGGAAAGUGUAAAGAUGAGCUUCCCAAGAUAAACAAAGUUGUAGCUAUAAAACGUAUUUUACGUAGAGAAGAUGAGCAAGAUAAACAAGGAUUUUUAUCAGAAAUUAAAUUGCUUACUAGUUGUAAGCAUCCGAAUAUAGUGUCUCUUCUUGGCUUUUCUAGAGAAGAUGAUGAAAUGAUUCUUGUUUAUGAGUAUGCUUUUAAAGGAAGCCUUAGUGAUUAUUUAAGAAACAAUAAUCUUACUUGGGUUCAAAGAAUACAAAUUUGCCUUGAAAUUGCACAUGCAAUUAAUUACAUUCACACCGACAUGGAGGGAAAACCUAGGAUAAUUCAUCGAGACAUAAAGAGUGAUAACAUUUUAUUAGAUGCAAAUUUGCAUGCAAAGGUUGCCGACUUCGGGCUCUCAACAUUCCAUCCUUUGAUGCAGCAAGCUAGCACUAUCUAUACACAAAAUAUCGCUGGGACAAUGGUUUAUAUGGAUCCAGAGUAUUUGGAAACGGGUAAGUAUAAAAGGGAAUCUGAUAUUUACUCAUUUGGAGUAGUGUUAUUUGAGGUCCUAUCCGGGAGUAUGGCCUAUGACGCAAUUUACAUUGCCAAAAAUGAGACAGGCCUUGCACAUAUUGCAAGGCGGCGCUUCAACGAGGGAACAUUAAAGGAAUUGAUGGAUCCCAAAAUGAUUAAAGAAGAUGUUGAUUGUAAUUUUACAUUAAAUAGAGGACCCAAUCAAACUUCUUUCAACACAUUUUCUGAAGUUGCAUAUCGAUGUUUGGCGGAAACUCAAGCUAGGCGUCCAACCAUGAAAGUCGUCAUCAAGGAACUUCAAAAGGCACUAGAAUUGCAAGGGGAAACCAUGGUACUCUCAAAGUUUCAGCUCAGUGAUAUAGAAUUGGCUACCGAGAACUUUGCUGCAACAUACUGUAUUGGUUUAGACACAGAGAGGAAGGUGUACAAAGCUGAACUUGAUCAUUUUGGCAACAGUAUUUCGUCUUCAACUGAAGGGAUGAAUAAUGGUGAACCAUCCAAGAAGCGCAUCACCGUAGCUAUAAAAUGCAUCAUUAAUAGCGAAAGCGGGCGCGGAAAACAAGCAUUCUUUGAAGAACUUGAAAAGCGUACCAGUUAUAAGCAUCCCAACAUUGUCUCUCUUAUCGGCUUUUGUUACGAAGUUGAUAAAAUGAUCCUUGUCUACGAGCAUGCUUCUAAGAGCAGCCUUGAUGACUAUUUGAAAAGCGUUGACGGCAUGAAGAAUUAUACAUGGACCCAGCGUUUACACAUGUGCCUUGAGAUUGCACGUGGACUCAAUCACCUUCACACCAGCCCACAAAGGAUAAUCCAUGGUGACAUAAAGAGUGCCACCAUUCUGCUAGGCAUGAACCACGAGGCAAAAAUUGCUUACUAUGGGAUCUCCAAACACCGUACGAAUCAAGAGGUAGGCAUGGAAGUGUAUGCUGAUCCAGAAUAUGAAACUACAGGUAAGCUGGAAAGACAUUCUGAUGUUUACUCUUUUGGAGUUGUUCUUUUUGAAAUCUUUUGUGGGAGGGUGGCAUACAGUCCAGUUUACAUGAAAGAUAAUGAGAAAGGGCUUGCGCCCAUUGCACGCAUGUGUGUCAAUGAUGGAAGCAUAGAGAGGAUCAUAGAUCCGAAACUAAUUGAAGAAACUGAUGAUGACAUUCUCACUUCAAAUAGAAGACCCAAUAAUGAUUCUUUGAACAGAUUUUUAAAAGUUGCAUGUCAAUGUUUGGGGGAAGCUGCUAACCGUGCUACAAUGCAAAUGGUGAUCAAUGAGCUUGAGAUAGCACUGAACUUUCAUGAUAGUGAAGACUAUAAAGAAAUAAUCCAGAUGUCAAAAAACCCUGAAAUCUACUCUACCACAAAUAGAAAGGAUAUUUAUGACAUUCUCUCCAAAGGAAUCCUCAUUCAAGAGGACAAAGUGUGGUUUUCACUCGGAAGUAAGGGAGAAAGAAACGAAAUGGUAUCAGCAAGCCAAUUUUCAUUCGAAAAUCGUUGGUCACAUAAGUGGCAUUCACUUCCAGAAUCAAGAUUUGAUAAAGUGGCCGAGUUGUUGAAUAUUUCGAAUCUAAAUAUGCAAAUACAAAUAAGUAGUCGAUCUUUAUCCUUGGGUAUCAAGUAUGGUGUUCAUCUUGUCUUCAAAUUUCAUGGUGCAAGAAAAAACGUAGCUAACCGGAUGUAUGUGAACCUAACUUACAAAAUGGGAAAUGAAACUUUGCAUGCAUAUUUUGCAACAUGGAGAGAAGAUGAGUGGAUGAGUAUUGAAUUGUAUCGUUUCUUGAAUCAUAAGGAAUCAGAUACUGACUUUGAGUUUCUAAUAAAGAGCUUUUCACGAUGCUAUUGUGGAAACCGUGCAAUUUAUGUUGAAGGCAUCGAGUUGCGAGCCAUUGACAAUGAAGAAAACAUCUUAACGGAAGUCCCACAAGUCCCGCAGUCAACCUUACACAUGAAUCAGAUGCAACAGUUGCCGAUUAAUGAUUAUCCUUUGGAUAUUUGUAGCAUAUUCACUCAAACACUUUUGAAGUUGUUCAGGUGGAGGAACGAGGGGAAACAAUAUUACAUGCUUUCAGCAAAUGAGGCCUUUUGUCACUCUUUUAACGCGAAGCGUUUUCAUUGGAAGUCCACAACCAAGUCAAGAUUUCAAAAGGUGGCUGAGCUUUUAUCAACACAAGAGUUUCUUAUCAAGUGCAAGAUUGAAAGUAGAAUGUUGUUGCAAGAUACAGAAUAUAGUUGUUACCUUGUGUUCAAGCUUUCGGAGAAGUGUUCUGGGUUGCAUUGUCCAGUGAUGGUGCGAGAUCUGCAUCAGCAGAAAAAUAAACAGAUGGUGCGAGAUCUGCAUCAGCAGAAAAAUAAACAGAGUGAAGUUGUUUAUUUUAGAUCCCCGAAGCCUUGGAAUAUAGGUCGGGUUCCUCAAGAGAGGGAAGAUGGAUGGAUGGAGGUUUGUGUGUGGAAAUUCAAAUCAAAUAACGAGCUUCAAAAUGAUCGUAAUUCUAUAAAUUUGGAAUUUGAAAAUUAUGAGGGAAUGAUGUCCGGCCUUAUUGUAUGUGGCCUUGAGUUUCGCCUCAUGUAAGUUCAUCAACAGGAGAGAAUUCUUGCCCUAUUGUAUUUCUAUAUAGACAAAAUGAACUUUUGACCUUUGUUAUUGACGACUACACGAGAAUACUCUUGGUGCUC
Messenger RNA from Helianthus annuus (common sunflower), 4941 nucleotides. RefSeq lists its product as uncharacterized. The record is from RefSeq and is a predicted model, not a curated record. NCBI's taxonomy places the organism in Eukaryota, Viridiplantae, Streptophyta, Magnoliopsida, Asterales, Asteraceae. Gene Ontology annotation, molecular function: ATP binding; transmembrane receptor protein tyrosine kinase activity. The transcript has 11 exons. The coding region runs from base 641 to 4837 and encodes 1398 amino acids. Gene Ontology annotation, cellular component: plasmodesma; plasma membrane. Gene Ontology annotation, biological process: protein autophosphorylation.